AAAUAAGAAGUGCUGACCAAAUAGCCGUAGCACUGUUGUUCCUCUCGGUAACGUCUGUGGGGCUUUGGACCAAAACAUUCAUCAAUCGAUAACAUACUGGACUCUGACCAAGUGAUAUCUCCAGACUGGGACUUGGAUGGAGGCUUCAAAGUAAGACCUGCUUCACAAGUCAUCACAUCAACGACUAAUCUAUCAAAGUGAGUCGCUGACAUCCAUAAUUCUAUGACUGACUGUAUGCAUUUUCACAGCCUGAGGUUGCAGCAAACAUGUCUGAAUCAGCAACCAAGUCCGAUCUUCUGCCCACCAACUUCGUCGGGACCACUAUGGCUGGUGUGCAGAAUGAAGAUGGAAAAUUCCGCAUCUACUUCCAGAACAAAGAAUACCAGAUCUGCGAGAUGUCGUUGGACGACCCAAACAGUACGACCCAUACCAUCCUCAAACUCACCACUAGCGCUAUGCCCGCUGCCCGUAUCAACACGCCAAUCGCAGCGGGCGCGUGGGACAACUUGCGAGAGAUCCGCGUGUAUUAUAUCACUGCGGAUAGUCAAGUCCAGGAGAUUUGCUACACCCACGGCGUUGGGUGGCAGAAAGGCGCUCAUUUGGGCGUAGCAGUUGACAACAGCACCUGCUUGUAUGCGCAGCACCAAAACAAGGAGCCGUACAUGAGGGUCGGGUUCCAGUCUUCUACUGCUCCCCAGACUAUUACAGAAACUUGCUACUAUGAUCAGGGCGGAUGGGAGACCCGUGUAUUCUAAUUUUGGAGAGGACGUCAGCGCACAUGCCAAGGAAACAGUCCCAGUCUCCCAGAUGUAUCGUGACCUCUGCGAUCAAGUUGAUAAGUACCGUUUGCGAUGUAUUAUCAUAUGAAAUGACAGCACUCCCACUCGCUUCAAGUUCGAAUCACUCAACCU
Messenger RNA from Suillus clintonianus, 911 nucleotides. RefSeq lists its product as uncharacterized. The record is from RefSeq and is a predicted model, not a curated record. The coding region runs from base 267 to 755 and encodes 162 amino acids. Lineage: Eukaryota; Fungi; Basidiomycota; Agaricomycetes; Boletales; Suillaceae. The transcript is spliced from 2 exons.